This is a messenger RNA of Agrilus planipennis (emerald ash borer), 3007 nucleotides long. RefSeq lists its product as uncharacterized. The record is from RefSeq and is a predicted model, not a curated record. The coding region runs from base 83 to 1936 and encodes 617 amino acids. The transcript is spliced from 9 exons. Lineage: Eukaryota; Metazoa; Arthropoda; Insecta; Coleoptera; Buprestidae.
CAUUAAGGGGAAUGUCUAAUUAGGGCGGGUCCAAAAAGUUUGUUAUAAAUUAUGACCGUAAAGAAUAGAUGAUCAUUUAAAAAUGUUUUGUACGGUUAAAAGGCAGAAAUUGCCUUCAUUAAUUUUUAUUUUGUUAUAUAUGUGUUUCUGUGUUUUUCAAUGUAAUUGUGAUUGCAAUAUUCCUGUUAUAAUGAGGGGAUCGUGGUUUUCUUGGGAAAAUGGACAAAAUACAGAAACAGAAAUCAAUGCGAAUACCAUGACUCGAAAAGGAAUCUGUGUUGCUAUAAAGGAUGAGUUCUACACAAAUUAUACAUUAGUUUUUAAAAGAGAAACGUGUUACACUUGUAUCAAAUUUCUUGUCCGAACUGUUAAUGUCUUAGAGAAGAUGGAAACCUCUUGUCAGAACAUACCUGAAUCAGAAUUUACACUAGAGCGUGUUUGUAGCGCUCUUUUACCUGAUCAGCAACUUAUAACUCUCUUCUCUGAGAAUUAUGUACCUGUUAAUUGUCGUUCUUCAUUGGAAGGUGUAUGGAAUUUUGCAUAUCAAAAUAGAUUUAAAUUUACUGGUGAAUGUUCACAUCCUGAUGCACAAAUUCGUUCAUGUCAGACUGUUGGAUCCCAAUUUUUAAUUACCAAUCAAAAAUUCAAUAUCACUUAUAAGAAAUGUGAUGGAAUGAGUGGGACUUUUGAUGGCCUUGUUGAAUACAGCUGUUUAGGAGACUGGUUUGUUGACAAAAAUCAUUAUUUUGCUGUUGCUAAUACAAAGGAGUCCCGCAAAGAUGAAAAAUACAGGUGCUUCCUUAAAAAUCGCGAUGAUGAUCUGUACAUAGGUGUAUCUAUAACAGCAGAAUGUAAUACAUUAAAAACCGUGGAGAAAAGCCCAGAAAGGUUACAUGUAACACCUGUGAAGGCAGAAGUUGUAGAACCUGGUUGCAGAUUACCCCAAAACUUUUCUGGUGAUUGGAUAAAUACUGCGAAUAUUGAUGCUGACAUUUUUAUAAAUGAAACUCACAUUAUUGAAACAUGGUAUCCUGAUGAAGGCCGUUACAGAAGAACCAUCUAUGUUUGCAGAGAACAUAGAGAUACAAGAGUAAUGAUGGCCAGACUUACAGUUGAUGGGUGUCAAAAAGAUUAUGUUUGUUUUGAUUUUGUUCCACAACACCACAACAUAAUACGUUAUAGAAAAGGAAUAGCUGUUAUUAAAGACAAUUUCCACACAGUAUGUUCGUGGGUACAAUUUCCAAAUAAAGAGAAGUGGAAAUAUGAUCUUUAUCUGAAGAAGAAUCCAACGGCGGUACGUUGUCCCGUUGCGGGCAAGUUUAAUUUUACUCAAAAAGGUGACGUUCCAUUCGAAACGAGAAUAUUGGGCGGUGUGACAUUGAGUCCUAGACCAAAUACAUACUGUAAGCAAAACAUAUCUGAUUUUUCUGUAUGUGAUGAAGACCAGAAAGAAAUAGCAAUUGAUGAAAAUUAUUGCUUAUCUGUUGACUAUUUGGGUAGACCAGUUGAUAUAUACAGCGAUCCUGACUACAGAAUGAAAUGUAUAGGAUAUUGGAAGGAAAAUUUGAAAUCAUAUUUAAUCACAUAUGAUGAGUUAGAUCCAUUUUCAAAAUAUAGAUGUUGGGUCUAUCAACGAGCAGAUUUAAAUAGAGUCCUUAUGUCUCAAGCUCUUGGACCGUACUGUGAUUUGAAGCAGGAUGUUAUUUCGUGGAACUAUACAGAGGGUGCUGCUGUAGCCAUAGUUAUGCAGGAAUAUGAAAGAGAACGUGAUAGAUGUCCGAUGCACUUUGAUGAUGGUUCAAAUCCUUGGAUUGAAUCAGAUAAUACAAUUAAAAUAUUCAAUUUCGGAUACUUUACUGGUACUUCUUCUAGUGUGCCACCAAUCCAAAGUUGUGUAAUGGUAAUUCUGACAUUAAUUACUAUAAGUUUUAGCUAAGUCUUUUUUAGUCUUUUUUUAUAUAGCAUAACGUAUAUAAAGUAAGCACAAAUCUUAUUUAUAAAUAGCGUUAUAAUUUUUUAUUUUUUAAACUUAAAGAAUCUCAGCCCCAUUUCUUUCAAGUAAAAUAACUUAAAAUGGUAGGUAGAUUAAAUUAUCCUAUUCCAUUAAGAAAAUAAUUAUAGUAAUUGUGAAGAUGAUGAAACCCUCUUGGACUGGGGGGAAAGAUGUGGAGGGGAUAGGGAAGACUUUGUAAAAUGUAUUUUUGGGUGGUAAGAGAGGUGUGGAGGUGAAAAAUUAAGAAUUUGAAGAAGAACGUAGGCUAAUCUAUUUAUUUUUAGCUAAUUUAUUUAACAUCUUAUAAUUACUAAAAAAGCUUUUCGAUUGAUUUUAAUUUGAAACCUCAAAAACAAGUCCAAAAUCACUGCAAAAAAUUUUUUCAAUUUUUCACCCCACCCCCUUCAUCUUUCCCUUUCGCCCCUACCUAAAAAUUGUUGCCACAUCUCAUAAUUAUAUUUCCAAGUUUUACUUCUACCCCUUGUGCCUCCACGUCUCCGUUCUCAGCUUAAAACACUUGUUUAGUGUUCUAUAAGCUCUUCCUCACCUCCAGCAAUUUUCCUUCUAUCUGAUAGAUGGGAUUACAUCAUCUGCACAAUUGCGCCCUAAGAUUGUAUGUAGUACGUUUGCGUUUUUGGUACAUUCCGUUUUAUGUAUAUCGUAAAUAUGUAUGCGUGUGUGUAUUUCAUUAAUUUUUAUGAAUUAAGUACAAACAGUGGCCUUUACAGAAAGGUGCUAUAAAUUACUAGAAGUGCAUUUUGCUUUGCAUGAAAUAGUUUACAGCUCCUCUAAUGAUAUGAAUAUGAUCUACGGAUAUAUUAUACACUAAUUUUAUUUAUGGUAUAGUUUGUACAUUGUAUAUUUUCGAAUUUGUAAUAUUGUAUCCGUCCAUUUUUAGAUAAAACGAAUUGAAUGUAGUAGUUUCUGUAUUUUAUUUUUAAUAGGGAGCAUUUUGUAACUUAUAUUUAAGUUGUAAUUUAUACAUAUACCAAAUAAAUCUGAUGAAAAUCUGAA